Molecule: messenger RNA, 759 nt
Organism: Closterium sp. NIES-65
Lineage: Eukaryota; Viridiplantae; Streptophyta; Zygnematophyceae; Desmidiales; Closteriaceae
Source: the annotation of a GenBank genome assembly
AUGUGCACAGAAUGCUUCCUUGUAGUGAAGGGUCCUGCUACUCACAGCAUUGAAUGUUGUCCCUUCUGUGUGACUACUGGAGCGUCUGUGGAGUACCGGGGCAGGCGCACUACUGAGGAGAUUUUGAUGGACAUGGAGGAAGAUCAGAAGGCGAUUGAGGCAGAGAUUAAGGCAAAAAGAGGAAAGAAGGAUGCAUGUGCUGCUGCUCUUCCUGUUACGCCUGCGCGAUCCACAGCCGAAGCAGAAGCCGAAAUGCAUGACCACACGUCCUCCUCUGCUGUAGACCUGUCCAACGAAGAGGAGCAGAGGGCAAUUGAAGAGGAGAUCAGAAGGAUCCAGGAACAGGAGGCGUACGCUGCUAGCCUGGUUGAUAUGGACGAGCAGAGGAUGAUAGAAGCAGAGAUUCAGCUGCGCCGGGAAGAGGAGGCGUAUUAUGCGCUUCUAGCUGGCCAGGUAGCAGCACUGGACGACCCUGAUAGUGCGGCUCCUGCAGCAGAAGCACCCAAUCUCUCAGACAACCCAUCCGACAAUCCUCCUGGUUCUAGUGCCGCAGAUGCUACAUUGGAUGCUGCUGCUGCUGCCGGUGCUUCGUCUGAAGCAGACGAUGCUGAAGAUUCUGACGAGGAAGUUAUUGAUGAGGAACAGGUGGAGGCUCCAUCAUCAUCCGCGCCUGCAGUGGGGAAUGGCGACUCUGUACCAUCAGGCUCAAAGGACUCUGCAACAUCGGCAGCACCAGCAGCUGCAACUGUGGUUGCGUAG